CUCGUUCGUAGCGUCUCGUAUAAACUGCACCGUGUACCGCUUGGAGACCUUCAAAAAGUGAAGCCCUAUGUUUCCCAGUAGAAUCCAAUCGUUUCCCUUUGUUACAAUUUUGCCCAACGCACACCAUCGCAUUGUUUCUGCUGUGUCUGCUGUCUUGGUUGUGUGUGUCAAGCAUCCUCUUUUAGAGAUCAUUAUCUCGGAAUCCAUUAUCUGGCUGUUCCUUUUACCUGUUUCUUUUUCUUGCUACCCAUCCAUCCACCAAAAAAGAAGAUGUCUUUCUCACCACAAUUGUUGGCUGCCAUGGCCAUGAGGAAGACGGCCACCGCCGAAGAUAAAUCCGUUGUUGCCUCUACUGCAAAAACGACAACAACUCCUGUCACUACUACUGCGGUCAGCAAACACCGUCAAGAACGAGAGGCUCAAAAGGUUCGAGAAAUGACAAUCCUCCCCAAGGACUUUGAACCCUCGGAUACCGAUGUAGUGAUUGGUCGUGGAAAGCGAGCUCGCACUCACGGCGGCAAUCAGCGGUUGCGAGGAUUGAUUGAAUUCAUGAUCCCCGAGUACUCGGCGGCGGGUAGCAACAAGGACGAAAAGUCGUACAUUAUCAAGGAGAUUGUCACGCAAAUCCGCAAGAGCAGCCCGGAUGGGGGCUUUGUCAAGUUUGACAAGUCCAAGAACCGAUGGUAUGAAGUGGGAGACUUUCUUGCCCGAGAAAAGAUCUCUCAAACAUUCCGUGACGCCAUGGGAGACUCUUACUCUUCCAGCAACCCUUACAAGAGAAAGCGCCGCUCUUUUGAGAAGAAGCACAACGCCAUCUUGGAUAUUAUCAAGCGCCGCCGUGGAUCCUCCCCCACGUCGGUCCUCCAAUCCGGGGCGUCCAGUCCUUCUUCUCCCAACACGCCAGAACCAGCUCUGGUAGCAGCUGCCGAAGCAGCCAACCAAACCAUCCCCAAGAGACCCUCUGUCGUGGCAUCGACAACAGCAGGAGCAUCGCCCCCCAUUAGUCCUCCCCAGGCAGCUCCAGCCAUGUUGGAUAACAUGGCCAUGUUCAGCAAACGACCAGGUCCCGGUCAAAUUGGAUUUGCCCGUCGCUCUAUGCUUCACUUUGGAUUGCCGGCGGCUGGAGCUGCUCCCCCCACUGCUGUUGCUGCUCCCAUGUUUGCGCAUCACCAUCAACCCAACAUGGCGGCCUUCCGCAUGCGACCCAGUAUGCCUCCGAUUCAUCGCCCCGUGCCUCAUCACUUGGCACCGCUGGCUCCUCGCCGGUCGUCGCUUCCCAUCAAUCCUGCCUUGUUCACAUCGGCGGAUCUCUUGCAGCGACAAGCGGCAGCCGCCGCCUUGUUCCGACGACCAUCCCAAAUCUAAACUACUCUCUUUCUCGUUGGGAUCCACACGCACACAAAAGGCUGUGCACAAGCAAGCAUUGGCGGCUGAAUCCACAGAAAAUAAAAUGCCCUAGCUGUACAUUGCAGGGCAGGGGGACCCGUGUCGGUUCAGUUCACCCACAGUAGUUACAUGAACAACUGUAAACUUUUAUUCAUUUUCAAGUAUGCUCGGGGAUAACUUUAGGUUGUCCGACGCCCAGCUAGCGGUAGCUACUAGC
This is a messenger RNA of Seminavis robusta, 1603 nucleotides long. The record is from the annotation of a GenBank genome assembly. Lineage: Eukaryota; Bacillariophyta; Bacillariophyceae; Naviculales; Naviculaceae.